Molecule: messenger RNA, 1524 nt
Organism: Hyaloperonospora brassicae
Lineage: Eukaryota; Oomycota; Peronosporomycetes; Peronosporales; Peronosporaceae
Source: the annotation of a GenBank genome assembly
AUGGCGAUACUUUCCAUCACAACCGCCGAGAAGGACCUCCAGUCGACAGCGUGCGAUGCCGUUGCGCCCGCCAGCAGCGCCUGCGCAGCCCUCCGUCGGCUCGAAGUGCGUGCGUGGGAGAAGCUGCAGCCACAUGGAGACGUCUAUAGUCCACGCACGGGCCACACUGUCUCGAGCAAAGGGGACCGCGUGUACGUGUUUGGCGGCACGGAUCGUCGACGACGGCAACAGGACCUCUACCAGCUCGACGUGGCCUCGAGCACGUGGUCCCAAGUCCAGACGCGCGGUCUACUGCCGCCCCGACGCUCGGGCGCGCUCGGCGUCGUCCACCAGAGCGACAUGUUUAUCUUUGGCGGCUACGACGGCCGCGACGGCAACUACUUUAACGACUUGUACUACUUUAACUUUGACGACGCGCGCUGGCGUCAGAUGCCGAGCGUCGUGGCCGACCGACCCGAAGCUCGCACGGACCACAUUAUGGUGCUGCACGCCUCGAGCAUCUACAUCUUUGGCGGCUACAACGGCUCGGUCCGGUUCAAUGACCUCUGCGGCUACGACCUGCACGCCCAGUGCUGGCAGCGACUGCAGGCGCUGGGCGCGACGCCGUCGAGACGGUUUGGCCACAGCGGCGUCGUGCACGCCGAGACAAACCGCUUGAUUGUCUUUGGCGGGUGGGACGGCCGCGACACGCUGAAUGACUUGCACGAGUACAGCUUCAUUACGAACGAGUGGCGCAAGCUGGAGACCAAGGGCAGCAGCCCGCCCCAUCGGUACCGCCACACGGCCGUGAUCUAUGGCAACAAUAUGUUUGUGUUUGGCGGCGUCGACAAGACGCACAGUCGAUUCAACGACUUGCAGUGUCUCGACCUGGUGACGAAUACGUGGAGCGAAGUCUGCACUGCUGGCAGCAUCCCGAGCAGCCGGACGUUUCACCGGGCGGUGGUUGUGAGCAGCAAAAUGUAUCUGCUGGGAGGCUACGAUGGAACGGAUCGACUGCAGGAUUUAUACUCGAUCGACAUUGGAGCGCUCACGCCACCGUCGCUGCUGGAGAUUUGUGCGGACUACGUCCGAGCAAAUGUGGACGCUGUGCUAGAGACGACGACGUUCAAGGGCGUUCCGCAGGACAUUAUUGACCACGUAGUGUUCAAGCGCGACCUGGAGGGACAGUUGCGAGGGAAGUGCAAAUUGUGCCGCCCUGGUCGAUGCUGCGUGUACCGCAUGCAGACGAUCGAGCCGUGUCCGCAAGAUGACCGAGAGCCGACGCGGGCGAACCAUGUCGGCUGCAUGUGUGGCCACUCUACUUUUCACCACGAGGUGGUCGAAGAAUCAAAGCUCUAUGGAAAAAAGCCCGCCGGAUCAACAUCUACAAAAGUGAUGAUGCUAUGCGGAUCGAUCUACAAACGCUUCUUCGACACGACAUCGUCUGCUCUGCCCACUUCGUCAGUUCUUUCGUCUCCGCGCAGUCGCUACUCUGAUGACGGUAGUACGACCAACGAGAAGGAGUGCUUUGCAUCGGCCACAUGA